This is a messenger RNA of Choloepus didactylus (southern two-toed sloth), 847 nucleotides long. It is a transcript of the gene MZB1, whose product is annotated as marginal zone B and B1 cell specific protein. Gene Ontology annotation, biological process: regulation of B cell proliferation. Gene Ontology annotation, cellular component: extracellular region; endoplasmic reticulum chaperone complex. The transcript is spliced from 4 exons. The record is from RefSeq and is a predicted model, not a curated record. Bases 66 to 635 code for a protein of 189 amino acids. NCBI's taxonomy places the organism in Eukaryota, Metazoa, Chordata, Mammalia, Pilosa, Megalonychidae.
ACACAUGCACACGCACAGCUGCACCCCAACCAGAGUCCACGCUCUCUGAGCCGCCUCCAGAGACCAUGAGGCUGUCACUACCACUGCUCCUGCUGCUUCAGGGGGCUUGGGCCAUCCCAGAGAGCUCUGGGGACAGGGCCCCACUCACGGCCACGGCGCCUAAGCUGGACGAUGAGGAGAUAUACUCGGCUCACAUGCCUGCCCACCUGCGCUGUGACGCCUGCAGGGCAGUGGCCUACCAGAUGUGGCGAUAUCUGUCAGAGGCCGAGGCCAAGCUUCACACCCCAGACUCUGGGGGGAGGCCGGAGCUGAGUGAGUCCGUGUAUACAGACGUCCUGGACCAGAGCUGCUCCCAGAGCUGGCAGGAAUACGGGGUCCGAGAAGUGAACCAGGAGAAACAUCUCAUAGGCCCAGGGCUUAGCCAAGGGCCACAGCCAACCAUCAGUGUGAUGAUCACAGGGGGCCCCUGGCCCGUCAGGCUUUCCAGGACAUGUCUGCACUACCUGGGGGAGUUCGGAGAAGACCAGAUCUACGAAGUCCACCGGCAAGGCCAAGGGGCUGUGGAGGCGUUGCUGUGUGGGGGUGCCCGGGGGGCCUGCUUGGAGGAGGCUCCAGUCACAAGAGAAGAGCUCUAGUUUGACUCCUCCUUCCCGGUGUCAUCAGCCCUCCAGGAGAAAGCUGGGGCUUCCUCUGGAUUGUCCCCAUUCCUUCUUGUAGGUUGACCCCGGAGGGCGGGGAGGCCUUGCCUUUCUCUGCCACUCUCCCUCCCUUCUCCAGCUUUGGGGCCUAGGUGGGGACCAAGUUCUUCCCCUCUGGAUUCUAAAUAAAAACUAAUAAAACCCAGUGA